Pararge aegeria (speckled wood butterfly) is the source of this 2766-nucleotide messenger RNA. RefSeq names its product zinc finger protein 320-like. NCBI's taxonomy places the organism in Eukaryota, Metazoa, Arthropoda, Insecta, Lepidoptera, Nymphalidae. Gene Ontology annotation, molecular function: RNA polymerase II cis-regulatory region sequence-specific DNA binding; DNA-binding transcription activator activity, RNA polymerase II-specific. The record is from RefSeq and is a predicted model, not a curated record. Gene Ontology annotation, biological process: regulation of transcription by RNA polymerase II. Gene Ontology annotation, cellular component: nucleus. Bases 379 to 2595 code for a protein of 738 amino acids. The transcript has 6 exons.
CCUUAGUAAACAGCCAUCAAAAUAAAUAUAAAUUUAUCUCCUCAAUCCCAAGCAACAUUGGAGAAGUAAAGAAAAUUGUACUCAGUUUGUUCAUCAAUGCGCAAUAAAACCAAGAAUUGAAUUGAAGUACUGGCUGUAAUUCGUUAGAUUAUGAUCAGUUAUUCGAAUUCAUCUGUUCCUGAGCCUAUCAAUAGUCACCUUGCAUCAACCGUUUUAUCAUGAUUAAAAAAUUAUAAGACAUGCAAAAAUCUGAAAUGCCAUUUUGUAUUGACAUAAGUUCAUAGAAGACAGAAGCUAAAUAGAGGGCAAAAAAGAUUUUGAAAAUAAACGGUUUGUAAUAAAAUAGUCAGGAAUCGGUGUAUGUUGCUAUAAACCAAUAUGGAAGUAUUAAACGUUGAUGAAUAUGCAGAACUGUCGCUAUUCGACAAGUCUAUUCAGUUGGAAACACACUUGAUGGAUGAAGCUCUCCAUAAAGCUCUUGAGAGGAAAGCAUCAGCUUCCAUCUCUGCAGAAGCAAAACAAUUCAGAUCACGAGAUGCUUUAAAAUUCGAAUUUGAAACCUUCACAUGCAUAAUUUGUUUUGAGGAAUUCAAAUUUCAGCUAGAUUAUGAUGACCAUAUGAACAUGCAUAAGCAGAAGGCUCACAGUGAUGUUGUGUCAGAAGUUAGCGGACCUCAUACAACUGCAAGCUCCAGCUGCAAUACUUCACAUGCAGUUGAGAAAACGCUCACGCUUGAUGAUGGACCACAAUCUGCCGCAGACUUCGCUCAAACUGUAGUUACUCCUUUGCCUGCGAGAAUUGUAAAAAAUAACGAAAACGAAGUGAAGAAAGCAACAGAAGCAGGUAGCAUCCGGAAAAGUAAAUCAGUAGUUACAAUCAAAAAUGCCGUAUUAGAGAACCAAUUAUGUUAUCGUGAUAAUGAUCGAAACACGAUUAUUAAUGUUUUAAAAAAUACUAACAAAAGUAUGCAACAAGAUAAUUCGCCGAAAAAUAGUGCUACUAGUGUGUAUAAGAUUAUCUCCGUUUCUAAAGAUUUUAACGUUCAAUCCACUCAAAUUAAAUUCCCCGCAAGUAAUAAUGUGAAAAAAAUGUUUGCGUGUCAACUUUGUGGCGAUAUGUUCGAAAAAAAAGAAUCCUUGGUGAAACACAGACAAACUCACGAUGGAGUACCGAAGAAACCGUUAAUUUGCAAGUUUUGUUCGUUCACAUGUAAAUUUAAAAGUGGAUUAGCGAUUCACAUGAGAAGUCACAGCGGUGAAAAGCUUCAUUUUUGUAUGCUAUGCGAAUACAGUGGCUUGACAAGUACCCAUCUAGAGAGCCACAUGAGAACACACGCUGACGAAAAACCGUAUUCCUGUGAAGUAUGCAAUUUUAAAUAUAAACAACGUAGUUCUCUAUUGAGGCACAUGAGACUACACACUGGCGAAAAGCCGUAUUCUUUAAUUCCUUUGUCGGCGACAACAGCCACAAAUGAAGAAAACAAAGUGAACAACGCACCUAAAGAGGCAGAUUCUAUCUGGAGAAGUAAAUCAUUACUUAAAACUAAGAAUGGCGAAAUGGACAGCCAAUCAAUUAAUAGCAAUAAUGAUAGAAAUGUAAUCAUUAAUGAAUUAGAUAAUAGAUCUAACUUAUUUGAUGUUUUCAGAAAUACUACUAAAGCUGUGCUACAAGAUAUGUCGCUGGCAAAAAUACAGAAAACAAUUAGCUCUUGUGUCAGUCAGAUUAUUAAAAAUUCUAAAGAUUUUAAUAUUCAGUCAACAGGUCAUAAUCAAUCACCUUCAACGGACAAUAUUGAAUAUGCCAGUAAUGAGUUAAUAGUAGACCAACACAUUGUAUCAAAACCUUUGCAAAUGGAAACUGAGUGUUUAAGUAAUUUCGUCGGUGAAAAAAUUAUUCUUUCUUCCGAAAGAAAUACACUUAUUGUCAAAAAAAAGUUUGAGUGUAACAAUUGUGGUAAUAUGUUCCAACGAAAAACUUCCUUGGUACAACACAUAAAGACACACACUGAAGCAAAACUGUUUCAUUGCAAGUUCUGUCCAUACACAUGUAAAUUUAAAAGUUCUUUAACGAUGCAUUCAAAAAUUCACACUGGCGCUGACAAUCUUAGUUCGUGUAAAUUAUGCGAAUAUAAAUGUAUACUAACUACUGAUCUAGUGAGGCACAUGAGAACACACACUGGUGAAAAACCUUAUUCUUGUAAAGUAUGCAAUUAUAAAAGUGCUCAAAAAAGUACACUAGUGAAGCACACGAGAACUCACACUGGUGAAAAACCCUAUUCUUGUAUGUUAUGCGAGUACAAAUUCGCGUCAAGUAGUAAUCUAGUGAGCCUCACGAGAACUCAUAGCUUAACAAAGUCUUUUUCUUGUAGUUUAUGUAAAUAUCGAAGUGCAAGAAAUUGUCAUUUAGUCAGGCACACCGGUGAAAAGCCUUACCAUUGUAAGUUAUGUCAUUCUAAAUUCACACGAAACGGGCACUUAGUGAGCCACAUGAGUACUCACACCGGUGAGAAACCCUUUUCUUGUAAGACAUGCAAAUAUAAAUGUGCAGAAAAAAGGACUCUCGUGAAGCACAUGCGGUGUCAUACUAUUGAUUAAGUUUUAUUUAAACGGGAAUUCAUGUUAGCGUUUGGUAUCUCAGACGCCUCUGCGCCUGGUAUUGGAAUCAUUCCCUGGUAUUGGAAUAUUUAUUUAGGCAUUACUUUAAGUUUGUUACGUUUAAAAUGAAUAUUUAUACGAAUAGCACAUUAUAGCGCAGGAUAAAAAUUA